Messenger RNA from Labrus bergylta (ballan wrasse), 4399 nucleotides. Its product is annotated as huntingtin-interacting protein 1-related protein-like. Gene Ontology annotation, molecular function: clathrin light chain binding; clathrin-cargo adaptor activity; phosphatidylinositol-3,5-bisphosphate binding. Lineage: Eukaryota; Metazoa; Chordata; Actinopteri; Labriformes; Labridae. The record is from RefSeq and is a predicted model, not a curated record. Gene Ontology annotation, biological process: clathrin coat assembly; endocytosis; actin filament organization. Gene Ontology annotation, cellular component: clathrin-coated vesicle; actin cortical patch.
ACUAAUCUCAAAAUAAUCUCAGAUUUUCAUAGAAUCACAACUGUUUUUGUUCUGGGACGCGUUUUUGCUCAGUAGGGGACUUUUUACAUCCAUGACACGUUUCUUCGUUUACUUCUUUGUGGAGGAAUACUGCGAUGUUUCAAUCUGAAGAAGCGACUUUAAAGAGAAAUCUUUUGGGGACGUGCGCACGGAGCGUCUGACGCACCUAUUGGUUUUUUUUUUUUUAAAGAGGCACCAGAGCGCACAGGAGGUGAGGAGCUGACACCUUGGAUUCAUACAUCUCAAGUUCAAUUUGCGUGGAGUAUAGCCUCAAAAUGAGUAAAAGCAAGAACAAAAGUGACAAUAAGACGGAAAAAGCGUUGGCUGCGGAGAAAGAGCAGUUUGGCAAGCAACAGCUUCACAGCAUCAGCAAAACAGUCACCUCUACUGAAACACCGCCCAAAGAGAAAUAUGUCCGCGAAAUCAUCAUAGGAACAUAUAAGGAGGCCGGAGCUACAACCUUCUGGUCCUACGCCAUCAACCUGCCUCUGUCCAGCCAUUCCAUGGUCAGCUGGAAGUUCUGCUAUCUGCUGCACAAAGUGCUGCGUGGUGGACACAGAAAUUGCGUCAGAGAUUCUCACAGAUACUGUCGCAAUAUUAAAGAUAUGGGCGUUCUCUGGGGAAGCUUGCAUGAUCGAUACGGCCACAUUGUUGCCUUGUCAGCCAAAUAUCUCUGCCACAAAAUUGAAUUCCAUGUGAAGCACGAGGCGAUCCCAGGAAACCUGGAGGUCAGCGAUGAGACUUUAGACAGAGAAGCAGGAACAGACGUGACCAAAGUGUUGGAUAUGACACAGGAGCUGCUGGAUUGCCUGGAUGCUGGACUAAAGAUGUCUGAGACAGUUCUGCGUCAGCUUGAUGCCAACGGGGCCAAACCUUCGACCCCAGCUGGACAGUGCAGACUGACUCCAUUGAUCCCGCUCAUCCUGGACUGCAGCUUCCUCUACCACUUCUCUGUGCUGCUGAUGUUCAAACUUCACAGCCGCAUCGCACCAGACACUCUUCUAGGUCAUCGAGAGCGGUUCCGUGAUCUAUUUACAGGCCUGAAACAGUUCUUCGACAGAGCCAGAGAGAUUGAGUUCUUUAAGAGUAUCAUCCGGAUCCCUGAUCUCCCAGAUGCUCCUCCGAACUUCCUCCGCGCCGCAGCAUUUGGCGAAUAUAAAAAGGCAGUGGUGGUCAUGCCCAAUGAGGAGCGGCUAGAUGGGGAGGAAGUGGAGCGGCAGCCGAAGGUGCCACAGUACUAUCUGAUGAACCAAAUGGCAGCACCUGACGAGAAGAAGAACACAGAGAACGAGAGUCUGAAGAGAGAGCUGGAGGUGCUCAGACCAGAGCUGAAGCUCAUCAAGACUGAGGCUCAGAGGGCUGUUAUUGAGUUAAAGUCUCAGGUGAACCGUCUGGAAGCGGAGAUGGAGGAGCAGCGCACACACAAGCAGAUGGCCAUGAUGGAAAACGAACAUCUGAGGAUGGAAGUGGAGGCUCUGCGGUCUGCUAAUGUGGCAAGUGUUGGUGCUCAGAUUGGAUUCAAAGAGGCCGACACCAGGGCUCAGGCAGCAGAGCUUCGAUUCACUCAGCUCAAAGACAGACAUGCAGAGCUGAUCAGCAGCCAUGCUGACUUAAUGAAGAAGAACGCAGAAACGGUGAAGUUGCUGUCCAGUACAAAACACGGCCAAGACGAUGUGCUGCGAGCCAAUCAGCAGCUGGAAAGUGAGCUGGAAUAUCUACGACAGGAGAAAAGAAACAUGAUGAACCAACUUCAGGAGGUGGAACGCCUGAACAAAGAGCUGCUGGAGCAAAGAGCAGAGCUGGCUCUCCUUCGCAGUACUCUGGAAAAUAAAGAGAGGGAGGGAUCUCAAGCAAGCGGCAGCCUGGCAGCUCUGCAGGCCGAGCGGGAGGUGCUGCUGCGAUCUGCCAGAGAGAAAGACUCAGAGUUGUCCUUGUUGAGACAACAGGCCCAGCAUCAGCAGGGCUCCCUGGACCUGGAGAGAGACCGGCUCAACCGAGAGCUGGAGUCUCUUAGAGCUCAGCUCCAGCAGCAGCUCACCAUCAACGCGGAGCAGAAGUUGGAGAUCGACCGUCUGAGGCGAGAGCUGGACUCGACACGAGCGGAACUGACUAUGGCAAAAAACGCCCUGCAGAGCAAAGAGAUGAGUGGGACCCAGCUGAGCAGUUCACUUGCAGGACUACAGGCAGAGAGGGAGGUGCUGACGCGCUCAAUGAGGGAUCAGGAGUCCGAGCUGAACUCCCUCAGACAGCAGGCUCAGCUCCACCAGAGCUCCCUGGAGCAGGAGAGGCAGAGGAGCAGCAUGGAGCUGGGAAUCCUGCACACUCAGUUACAGCAACAGGCGUGUCGUGAAGGAGAGCUGGCCAAGAAGCUGCAGGAGGAGCAGUUCUGUCUGCUGCAGUGUGCUGUGGUGGAGGCUGAAGGCAUCAUACUGGAUGCUGUGGCCAAAGUGGACGACCCCAUACAUAUCAGCUGCAUCAGUUCCCCUGAUUAUUUGGUGAAUCGAGCUGAAAUCACUCUGGGUUCGAUUGAUAAAAUGCAGCAGAGCCACCAGGUCUACAUGGGAAACAGAAACGAUGCCAGUGGUUUGUUGAGAGCAGUCACACAGUUCUCCCACCUCGCUGCUGACACGAUUGUUAACGGAGCAGCGACAUCACACUCUGCACCCACUGACCAGGCCGACUGUUUAACUGACAGCUGUCGGGAUUGUGCCAAUCACUGCCUUCAGUACCUGAAAGAUCUGAAGCUUCAGGCCAGUUUACCCAGAGCUGAUCCAUCUGCGAUACGCUACACCGUUCAACGGCUCCUCGCUCUGGGACAGGAGUUGCGUCCGAAAGGGCAGGAUGUGCUGAAGGAGGAGCUGGGAUCAAUGGUAGAUAAAGAGAUGAUCGCUACAUCAACUGCAAUUGAAGAGGCGGUGCUGCGAAUGGAUGAGAUUAUGAAUCAAGCAAGGAGAGACACCAGUGGUGUUAAGCUUGAGGUCAACCAGAGCAUCCUGGGUUCCUGCUCAGACUUGAUGAAGGCUGUUCAUAUGCUGGUGACAGCUUCUACUGACCUUCAAAAAGACAUUGUGGAAGGAGGAAGGGGCGCAGCUUCUGUUACAGAAUUCUACGCCAAGAACUCUCGCUGGACAGAAGGACUCAUCUCCGCCUCCAAAGCCGUGGGCUGGGGCGCCACACAGCUGCUAGACUCUGCUGACCGCUUUGUGGAUGAAGGUACACAUGAGGAGCUCAUUGCCUGCUGUCAUGAAAUUGCUGCGAGCACGGCGCAGCUGGUUGCCGCCUCAAAGGUGAAGGCAGAUCGUAACAACAAGAAGCUGAGCACGCUGCAGCAGGCGUCGCGGCACGUUAAUGACAUGGCUGCCGUGGUGGUCACCUCCACCAAACACGGGAAGCGGAGGACCAGUGAAGGUGUUAUGGACUUCUCUGGCUUGUCUCUGAUCAAGCUGAAAACAGAAGAAAUGGAAGCGCAGGUGAAGGUGCUGCAGCUGGAGAGCCAGCUGGAGCAGGAGCGAGUCCGUCUAGGGGAGCUCAGGAAGAGGCAUUACGAGCUCAACCCCCCCGAGACCGGCGUCGCCGAUUCUGAGGACUUAUCGGAUAGCUUCCCACCCCCUCCACCACCCACUCUGCUGGACUCAACACCAGAGCCUGAGUCCUGUUCACAGACACAGCCGUACCAGAACACCCAGAGCUUUGCAAGCACCAACCCGUUCGCACCAGCUCCAACAGUCUUACCGCCUCAAGCUUACACUCCACCACAACCUCAGUCAUACACACCUCCUCAAAGCUACACUCCUUCUACUACCUACACCCCUCCUCAAACCUUUACACCUUCCCAGCCGUAUGUCCCAUCUCAGCCGUAUGUCCCAUCUCAGCCGUAUGUCCCAUCUCAGCCGUAUGUCCCAUCUCAGCCGUAUGUCCCAUCUCAGCCGUACACACCAAACCCAUCACAAAGUUCCUUAAAUCAGUCGUCUUACUCACCAUCACAACCCGCCUCAAACACAUCCAGCCAAACCAACCCUCAGACACUGUCACCGCCCCAGGCGACGUCGCAGACCACCUCGCAGAGCCCCAAACUGUCUCUAAGAAAGCCCAACAUCUUCACCAAAUCUGGAAACUUGCUGAAGAAUGCUUUCAAACGAGGAGAAACUGGAUCAGGGGAAUCUUGAAACCUGACCAAAGAGAACAAGAUAUCUUACCAAAGAAUCACUGGAAAUAAAUGAUGUCGAUUCAUAUGUUCAGAACACUGCCUUAAAGCCUUUAUAACCCUGGCUCUGCAGUUAGGUUUUAGGAGCUUAAAAACAUGAUUGUUCAGUUAAAUGUGCAUAUUUUAUGGUCAUGGAAUAAAUUUUUCUCAUUAUUU